CUCAAAUCUCUUCCCAAGCCAUGCCAAAGACCUUAGUUCCUAUCGGAGACAUCUCUGUCGGGGACACUGUUUGGGUUCCUCUCAUUAUCGAAAUAGAGGAUUAUCAAAACUUUGCAGGGGGAUCAACCACCUCAAAACGUGUCCGUAAGGGUCAAUCAGUCGACCGUCUUGCAGUUGUUCUCGUUGCUGAUGGGUCUAGCAUCCAAGUCACCUAUUCUGUGACAUUUGGAGGGCAGAAAAGUUUACCUGCGAGUGUAACCGAUAAGACAAUGUGGUAUCCUGUAUCACCGGCUUCCAAUGAAGGCAAUUAUGAUCCCCUUCCUAUGGUGCCAGACCAACCGGCUCACUGGAUCUGUGUUCGAAAGAAACAGACGAUCACAUCGGCGAUG
Molecule: messenger RNA, 389 nt
Organism: Acaulospora colombiana
Lineage: Eukaryota; Fungi; Glomeromycota; Glomeromycetes; Diversisporales; Acaulosporaceae
Source: the annotation of a GenBank genome assembly